Molecule: messenger RNA, 4320 nt
Organism: Penicillium cosmopolitanum
Lineage: Eukaryota; Fungi; Ascomycota; Eurotiomycetes; Eurotiales; Aspergillaceae
Product: Beige/BEACH domain protein
Exons: 5
Coding region: 1-4320 (1439 amino acids)
Molecular function (GO): protein binding
Source: RefSeq, a predicted model, not a curated record
AUGGCGACGUGCAAUCUGGCCGAUGUAUCCCUGCCGGAUCGAACAAAAUAUGGUAUUUCCAUUCUAUCCUCAGUUGUCAAGUUCUUUGCGGAGGCUCGAUCGAUCUCUAGGAAUUUCCAGGAAUUCACUACGCAGCCAAAUUAUCUUCAAGAGCUUCUGUCUAUUCUCUAUCCUUCGGUUGUUGGUUCAGAUCCUGUUGGCCCGACCAUUGAAAUGAGCGCUCGACACGGCGGAAUCGGCUUCGAUGACAGCAAUCUCGUUCUUCGACCCCGCUCAGGUACCGCAAACGCCUCCACGGCCUUCCAAACGACCACAGUUGACGUUGCGGAAAGUGCCGACGAGAGUACUGAUUCGCUUCGCCGUGGAUCCUCGUUUGUUCUUAUCUCUUCAGAAAGAACUAAGCACCAGCCGUCUUCUGCCCGCAUUCGUCGCAUUGUCGAUCCCAAGUCAUCAAAUGACAAGGCUGUGGUUGAUCAUCCACUCACAAAGACUAUCUUUAGCCUCGUCCUCCCGAUAUUUGAGGAUCAACUGCUCGAAAAAAAAGAUUUUUCGGGAUUGGGAUUGUAUCAAAAAACGCCCCCUGGGUUUAUAGAGCAGCAAGCGCAUUUCAACUCCUGGGUUUUCAACUCUCUUCUCUCAAGUCUGAAGAAAUUACCGACUACAAACCCUCGCCUACUUCAAGAACCUCGUGUUUUGACAAAUCUCUCGCGCUUUGCAAUCCAUCUGGUAGAAGCGGUAUAUGAGGGAUGGUAUAUCAAUGGCCCCGUAUCUAGCCUCGAAUGUAUGGGUACGAUUCUGGAAUUCCUUCAACGUCCCGAUGUGGCAAGCCUCAAGAGUAUUCGCCUGUGCAGUCAAGCAGUCGCUACUAUCCAUUCAGCGCUCUAUCGGAUCGUCCUGUUCCAGCUUUCAGAGGCGGAAGAUGGUGAAGCUUUGUCAGUCCUGAAACGAUUGAACUACUGGCAAGUCGUGCUUCUUUCUGCAGCCGAUACACAGUCGAAGCAUCUUCAAUUACUUUUUUACCUGCUGUACACGAAACUGAUCAGCAGCGAUGAAAACGUUCGCUUGGCUGCAGCAAGCCUUUGGCGGAUAAUUCUUGUUCAGAAGCCUGAAGAGGUGACAAAUCUUCUCGGCAACGCCCCUCAUUCCCUGCAGCGCCGACUGGCUGACGGGUUUGAUACUCUUGUGGGCAUGGAAGAUGAAGCCUUUCUUCCAUGGAUUGAUGGUCAAAGAGACGACCUUGAUGCUUUGUUCUUCGGGAUCUUGUCUCGGUCCUGGGAAACAUUCGUCCAGGAAGAGAAUGCGAAAAGUGAGGACUCAGGAAAGAAUCGCAUGUCAAAACGCAAAGAAAAGUUGAAACAAUGGGCUCAGCUGGAAAAAUUUAAUGAGGAGGUCAUCAGGAAACAUGACGCUACCUUGCCUCAUUGGAUCUCGAAUAUCUCUGCAUCGGAGUUUUUGAAAUCACAAAGGUUUUUGCAAGACUUGCAAGAUAACUCUGUUUUCAUGUGGUCGGCAUUCUCAACUCUUCUGAUGGAUCUGCGACGACCAGGUGGUCUUCUCGCGGAAGAGAAGGAACGAAAAUGGCGACUUGAUCAAACUGAAGGUCGCAGCCGUAUGCGAUUACGAGUCGUCCCAGACGAAUCUGGUGACCGACAGGAUUACCAGCCGAAACGAAAGGCUUCCGAGCCACCUAUGCCUAAGCUCGAUACUCGCGUUCGUGCACUAUCUGCAGGGGAAGUAGCUGCUACGCCUACCGUUAUGACAGCAGAGCCCGAGGGUCUUGACUCUGAGCCUCAAUAUGGCGAAGCUGAUAAUGCCACCAACGCGGAAGAUCCAAGUAUGCUUGAAGAAAACUUCGAGAUGAUUGAUGACCCCAAGAAUGAACUCGAGGACUACGAUGACAAAAAUCGCAAAGUGAUGCGGUCUCUUCACCGCGGCGACCAGGUCCAGAAUGUGUGUAACAUGUCACGGAUCAUUGGUCUCGAGGCCGUUGAAGGCCUUUUGAUUCUCGGAAAGGACUGCAUCUACAUUCUAGACAACUUCUUUCAAAGGGCUGAUGGAGAAAUUGUCAACGUCUGGCAAGCCCCUGUAGAGGAACGCGACUCUUAUGUGCGAAUGAUUUCUGGACGAGAAUCCAACGACCGCCGCUCUCAAGAGCACGAAACUAGGAGCUGGAAGUGGUCUGACCUAGUCAGCGUCUCCAAACGUCGCUUCCUCUUCCGCGACGUUGCCCUAGAAAUAUUCUUCACAGAUGGUACUAGCUACCUUCUAACGCUCUUUUCUCCGCGCGUCAGAGAUGACUUGUGCAAUCAGCUUGGAUCUAAAGCACCGCAGGUUACUGGAAGUGCUGGCCACUCGCGACCGGAAGAUAUCUGGAGGUUCGAAACCCUGCGAAGCCAAGAGGAUGCGCCACAAUCCAUCGGUUCCAAGUUCGCAAGCGUCUUUGGCCAUCUCCCAUCGAACCCUGCAACGCGAAAAUGGGUCAAGGGCGAAAUAUCCAAUUUCCACUACCUGAUGUUGAUCAAUACCCUUGCUGGACGAACAUUCAACGACUUGACCCAGUAUCCAGUUUUCCCGUGGGUCUUAGCAGACUAUACAAGCGAAGAGCUCGAUCUCACCAACCCCAAAACAUUUCGUGACCUCUCCCGCCCUAUGGGCUGUCAGAAUCCCGACCGUGAGGCAGGUUUCAAGGAACGUUACAAUGCUUUUGCGGAGAUGGGUGAUGAUAACUCCCCGCCUUUCCAUUAUGGAACCCAUUAUUCCUCCGCCAUGAUCGUCAGCUCGUAUCUCAUUCGCCUUCAGCCGUUUGUCAAGUCAUACCUUCUCCUCCAGGGCGGAACAUUCGAUCAUGCAGAUCGACUAUUCUACUCAGUUCGAAAGGCAUGGGAGUCCGCAACGCGGGGUAACAUGUCUGAUGUACGAGAAUUGAUUCCAGAGUUCUUUUACCUACCAGAGUUCCUAGUGAAUUCCAAUAAGUAUGACUUUGGUGUUCUACAGAACAUGACCACGGCCAUUGAUUCGGUUGAGCUUCCUCCCUGGGCAAAAGGAGAUCCGAAGAUCUUCAUUGAGAAGCAUCGCGAGGCACUAGAGAGCCCAUACGUUUCAGAAAACCUCCAUCAUUGGAUUGACCUCGUGUUCGGUAGCAAACAGAAGGGCGAAGCCGCGGUUGAAGCCGUUAAUGUCUUUCAUCAUCUGUCUUACAAGGGUGCGAAGGACUUGGAUGCAAUCGAUGACCCUAUGGAGCGAUUGGCUACUAUUGGAAUUAUCCAUAAUUUCGGACAAACUCCUCAUCAAAUUUUCCAACGUCCACAUGCUCAGCGGGAAGAUCAACGGCACCGUGUUCCCCGGCUCGAUACCCUCGCGGAAUCCCUAACACAAACGCCGCUCGCAUUGCUAGAUACAGAAGAGCGCGUGGCGAAUCUUUCCAUGAGACAGGACCGCCUUCUUUGUACAGCUUCUCUUCGCUUGAAUGUCCCGCCAAACUACGAUCACUAUAUGGAAUGGGGAUUUUUCGAUGGCAGUGUCCGUUUUUACUCCGCGGAUAGCCGUAAACUUCUCGGACACUUCGAGCAUCUGCAUAUCGGCCAGCUUUCCUAUGCCAGUUUCGCAGACUCCCGAACACUCAUCACAUGUGGAACGGACUGUACAGUUUCUCUGUGGACAAUCACUGCGACCUCCAAGUCAGUUGAUCUACAACCUCUCGGCUCGCUCUUCGGCCACCGCGCACCCGCCACCGUGCUUGCCGUUUCGCGUUCUUUCAGCACUUUACUAUCCGCAUCCAGCGACGGACAUAUCAUGCUAUGGGAUCUUAACCGACGAGGUUUCGUACGAAUGUUGCCUGCCGAAGGAACGGUUGAUUGUGCUCGUAUAAACGACGUGACGGGUAACAUUGUUAUCUGUCGGGGCCAUCGUCUCACCAUGUACACUCUGAAUGGUGAAGUCCUAGUCGACCAACCGGUCUGCGAUUCGGUCGACGAUCGUGUGUUAUCCUGCGUCUUUUACGAGGGCGUCCAAAACGAAUGGCUCGAGCGUGAGCUUGUCCUGACCGGCCACAGUCGCGGCGUUGUGAACAUCUGGAGCAAGAUGAUUCGAAAUGGACGAUUUGAGCUGGAACUCAUCCGUCAACUGCAUCAUACAGACAGCAGUCGCGACACCGGGGCCAAUAUCUCGACGGGAAUCAGUUGUAUUUUUGCCCUUCCCCACGUGGUCUAUACCGGGGAUGAAGCGGGCCGUGUGCAUGCAAAGCGGAAUGGCCACAGCAUCAUCAUGGACACACGGAUCCCCCAGCCUCAAACGCCGUCCGGAGUAAAUCGCGACAUUUAA